CCGGCACACCUUGGCACAGCCCAGCACACCUUGGCACAGCCCGGAACACCGUGGCACAGCCCGGCACACCUUGGCACAGCCCGACUCGGCCAUGCCGCGGUUCAGCCUGGCGGAGAGCAGGCGGUGGGGGGAUCAGUUCGUGCAGUUCCUGUGGGACACGGGCCGGCAGCAGGAGAACCAGCGGGACACGCUGCGGAGCAUCUACACCCAGGAGUUUCGGGGCAGCGUUGAUACCAAAAUACCCAACUUCUCCUGCAUCUUGUACGCGCUGAAGGUGGCUCACCGGGUGCAGCUUCAUGGGCAGCUGGUGCACUUCAAGAAGGAGAAGAAGCGCGUGGUGGUGGCAGACCAGUACCGGAGACCCAGAAAAAAUGCAGAGGCACUGGUGUCCAGGUCUGCCCCAGAGCAGCAGCCCAGCUCUGGUCCACAAGUGUCCUCGAGCUCUGCCAAGAACUGGGCUGAGUUAACCUGUGGGAAGCCCGGGGUGGAGAUUGUCUCAGAGCAUGACCAGGACAAUGGGCACAUCCGCUUCCCCGUGGUGCCUGGCGAGCCCCGGACGGUCACCAUGCUGGUGCAGAACCGGGGGGCAGAGGCGGUGACGCUGCGGCGCUGCCAGCCCUGCCAGCAGACACCAGAGCUCUCCUUUGAGGAUGAGCAGGGGGUGACCCAGGGCCAGUCCCUGCUGCUGCACCCAGGCGGCACGUACCCCGUCCAGGUGCGGUGCCUGACCUCCUGCAACGGGUACUUCCGUGCCUUGGUGAUCUUUGAGUUCACCAAGGAGCCAAACGAGCCCUUCUGCAUCGGGCGCUACAUCACUGCUGUCGCUGAGAGCCAGCUGGCCAAGGACCUGGGGCCCUCGGCACCUUACCAGCCUUACCAGGCCAGUCUCCAGCGCCCUGUCACCGUUGUCACUGAGGAUGGCAUCCCCCCCUACAGCUCCCUGAAAAAUGAACUGGAGAGGGAAAUUCCUCUGCAUCCCUACCAAUACCCAAAAAGCCUCAAGGACACAAUCCUGCGCGGACCCAACUCCAGCUCCACUUGGGCUGCCAUGCAAUCACAGCUGGAGGCUCCUCUGCAGGCUGAUAACUACCAGCAGAAGUUCCAGCUGCUGCUGCACUUGGAGGAGAUCCAGAUGGAGGUGGACAUCCAUCGCUAUGACAUGCAGGAUGUGCCCAUGAUGCAGGACAGGGCGCUGCUAGUCCUCAAUGUGCCUGGCGUGGCUGAGAACCGCCCAUCCGUGCUGAAGGGGGACCACCUCUUUGUCCACUUGAGCAGUGAGAGGGACCACUCCCCGCUCGUCCGGUACAAGGGCUACGUGCACAGUGUGGAGCUGGAGAAGGUCAAGCUGGGCUUCUCCUCCAAGCUGCAGAAGAAGUUUGUGAACAACCUGAGGUUCGAUGUGACCUUCACCUUCAGCCGGCUGCCGCUGCAGGUCCAGCACCGGGCUGCAGUCCUGGCCAUGCGGCGUGGCCUGUCCCGCCUCCUCUUCCCCUCCGCCUCCUGCCACAGCUCCCUCCUCACGGGCACCUUCCAGCCCCGGUGGUUCGACCGCAAGCUGCAGGCGAACGAGGAGCAGUGCAGAGCCGUGACACACAUCGUGACAGGGAUGUCCAGGCCAGCCCCAUACCUCAUCUUCGGCCCCCCUGGGACUGGCAAGACGGUCACUGUGGUGGAGGCCAUCAAGCAGGUAUGGACAUGCUUCAAGGAUGCCCGGAUCUUGGCCUGUGCCCCUUCCAACAGUGCUGCAGACCUGCUGUGCCAGCUCCUCAUCAAGGACAUUGCCCCCCGGUACAUCUACAGGAUCAUUGCCAGCUCCAGGAACUAUCACGAGGUGCCUGCUGAUAUCAGGCCCUGCUGCAACUGGGACGAUGGGGAGAGCUCCUACGUGUACCCGAGCAAGGAGUACCUGGGACACUACCGGAUCCUCAUCACCACACUGGUGACAGCAGGAAGGCUGGUGUCAGCCAAAUUCCCCCCAGGGUUUUUCUCCCAUGUCUUCAUUGACGAGUGUGGGCAAGCAGCAGAGCCGGAGAGCAUGGUUGCCAUCGCAGGGCUCCUGAGUGCCAUGGACCCGGAGACCAACCCCAAGGGGGGGCAGCUGGUGCUGGCAGGAGACCCCCAGCAGCUGGGCCCUGUCCUGAGGUCACCACUGGCCAUCAAGCAUGGCUUGGGCACCUCACUGCUGGAGAGGCUGAUGCUGCACAAUCCCCUGUACAAGAAGUCCAGUGGAGGAUAUGAUCCACAGUUCGUCACCAAACUGCUCUGGAACUACAGGUCCCACGAGGCCAUCCUUAGGAUCCCCAACGAGCUCUUCUAUGACAGCGAGCUGAGGGCCUGCGAGAGUGACACGCUCGAUGUCCGGAGUCUGUAUUGCACCUGGGAGGAGCUUCCAAAAAAAGGUUUCCCCAUCAUCUUCCAUGGGGUUUGUGGGGAAGACCGUAGAGAGGCCAAGAGCCCCUCAUUCUUCAAUACGGCCGAGAUCGAGGUGCUGGUCCAAUACCUCAAGAAGCUGCUGAAGAGCCAGGGCAGGGGCGGCUGCCCCAGCGUCUCACCCAAGGAGGUCGGCAUCAUCUCACCCUACAGGAAGCAGGUGGAGAAGAUCCGGAAAGCCAUCACCUCCCUGGACCCCGACCUGCGGACACUGCCGGACAUCAGCCUGCUGAAGGUGGGCUCCGUGGAAGAGUUCCAGGGCCAGGAACGGCGAAUCAUUCUCAUCUCCACUGUGCGCAGCUGCAGUGGGUACCUCCAGCUCGACAACACCUUCAAGCUGGGCUUCCUCAAGAACCCCAAGAGGUUCAACGUGGCCAUCACCAGAGCCAAGGCUCUGCUGAUAGUGGUGGGUAACCCGGCCGUGCUCAGCAAGGACCAGCACUGGCAGAGGUUCCUCAGGUACUGCCGGGAGGAGGGCGGCUACACGGGCUGCCCCUACGAGGAGAGCCCAGCAGAGGACGGGCUCGCUGCUGAGCUGGACGCGCUGCAGCUCAGCCCUUAGCAGCCAGGAAACCUGCCUGGGAAAGGAGAAGAAGCCCUGAGCAGCUCCAGCCCCCUCAGCCUGCCCCUGUACUGCAGCAGCUGCCCACUCUCCCCUGCCUUGCUCCUGGGGUGCCCAAGGCCGGGUACCCCUGUGGAGAUGAGGCUAAGCCCACCAGGCCAAGGGGGUCCUGCCAGCCACGAGCCCCAGCACAGAGCCAGGGCAGCCACCUCCCCUCGCAGAGUGGGACCACACCAGCACUGGACUGGGACUACUCUCCAUUUUAAGCAGUUUUUUGACAUGUGUAAAAGCUAAUUCUCUGGAACUGGUCUCACUGUUCAAUGAAUGGCAUAAGCAGGAGUUCAGCCUCCAAAGAGCAUCUCGGGGGUGCAGGGGAGCUCAGUGCUGCUGCCGUGGGUGGCUGGGGGCUGGCAGUGGGCAGGGACCCAGCUGAGCUCCCCUGCCACGCAGCUGCCUGGCCAAAAGCUGACACAGUUGCACGGGCAUACUUCACUGUCUUUCCCUGGAAUAAAGGU
This is a messenger RNA of Apus apus (common swift), 3507 nucleotides long. It is a transcript of the gene MOV10, whose product is annotated as Mov10 RISC complex RNA helicase. The transcript is spliced from 22 exons. The record is from RefSeq and is a predicted model, not a curated record. Gene Ontology annotation, molecular function: 5'-3' RNA helicase activity; RNA binding. Bases 92 to 2992 code for a protein of 966 amino acids. NCBI's taxonomy places the organism in Eukaryota, Metazoa, Chordata, Aves, Apodiformes, Apodidae.